UUAUUAAAUUAUUUUAUGUAAAUCAAAAUAUUUUAAUAAAAAAAUGCAUCACACAUUUAUUAUCAUUAUAUGUAUAUCUGUAUUAUCGAUGGCAUACUUGGUAAACGGUAAACAAGGAGCUGUGUAUGGCGUAAAAGGGGGUGGACAGGGAGGUCAUCAUCGAGAGGUUCAGCCGUUGCCAGGUUUCAGUUUGGGAUAUAGAUUAGGUAAUAAAUUUGCCGAAAAAAUGCGACAGGCUAAAUUGGCUAAUAAGCAAAUUGUGGGCAACGUUAGUGAUGUUGAUAAUGAUAAUAAUAAUAAUGAUAAAAUUACUACAAAUAUGGACAACAAUAUUAUGUUGAUAUCAUCACCAAUCAAACCGGUCAAUGGAGGCAUUCAAUAAAUUAUUAUUUUGAUAUUAUUUAUAAAUAAUAAUUUUUAUUAUUUUGAAUUAAACUUAUCCAAAUCAAUA
Oppia nitens is the source of this 451-nucleotide messenger RNA. RefSeq lists its product as uncharacterized. The transcript is spliced from 2 exons. Bases 44 to 382 code for a protein of 112 amino acids. NCBI's taxonomy places the organism in Eukaryota, Metazoa, Arthropoda, Arachnida, Sarcoptiformes, Oppiidae. The record is from RefSeq and is a predicted model, not a curated record.